AAAGAGAGAGUUAUUAAGAGGGUGGGGGAGCCCAAAGUAUUCCACUCCACUUUCCUCUCGGUCUAAGAGGAGAAUGGAUCUAGGAGUCUAACCGAGUUCUGUUAAAAACACCAGACGGUCCUAUCGCCAUUACCCCCACCCUCCAACUGCCCGUGACGCUUCUCCCAGGUAUCCGAGGGUUCUCCACCCCUGUCCCACCUUAGAGGCACCCAGACCGCCUGUUGCAGCCCAUCAUGAAGCUGGGCUUCGUCCUCUGCCUGGCUCUGGCCUGGGUGGAGCUCCAAGGCGUAUCCUGCCAGCAAGCCAAGCGCAGGAAAGAUGCGGCAGGGAACCAAAUCCGACCAGGUGGGAAGAGAGCGAAGGGGCGGAUCUCCAAACAAAAGGAAAAGGAGACAGGGGGGCGGGGCCAGUCCUUACUGACCCAGGUGCUGGAUAAAGGACGCUUCCUGCGACUGGGCGGGACCACAACGCUGAACCCUGGAAAGAACAUCGAACUGCGAUGUAAAGGCGCCAGCAUCGGCUGGUCGUAUCCCUCCUACCUGAACACAUACAACGACUCCCGCCUCAGCGUCAAGCAGAGUGACAAGUACAGCCAGCUUAUUCUAACAUCGCCCUCUGCUGCCGACACGGGGGACUACAGCUGCUGGGUCAUACUCUGUGACGGAUCGGAUUGCCACAAAGACCCAGACCAAAGCUCUUCUUCGUACAUCUAUUUCACCGACAAGGACAACCUCUUCGUCCCUUCGGCCUUCCACUUUGAGAUUGUCUACCUGCGCCCGGACAAGCCCGCCGUGGUGCCCUGCCGCGUCACCUCUCCCCAGGCCAAGGUGUCUCUUCACAUGGAGGUCCCACCGGCGGAGAUCUCCGGCAACGGCACCCAGGUGAAGUACGACCCCACCAGGGGCUUUGUCCUGCAGAGCCCCGGACCAGACCACCAGGGGGUCUUCUACUGCAAGGCCGUGACUAAGGGCACCCCGCAGAUCUCCACCAAGUUCCAGCUGCUCUACGUUGAGGUUCCUAGCGGGCCUCCGUUUGUGAACGUCGAGGCCUCUCAUGAGUUUGUGAGAGGAGGUGCGACCAUCAACAUCACCUGCACCGUGAUGGGGGAGCCGGACGUGGACGUGAGCUUCAGCUGGUCCUACCCUGGUCAGGGCCAGCGCCCGGUCGACGUCCAGGACUCAAAGAGGCUGGUGAACAGGGGGGUGGGACGCACCACCCUCAUCUCCCAGAGCGUCAUCACUGUGGUGGACAUGGAGACCAUCGACUUUGGGAAGUACACGUGCAAGGCCAAGAAUCUCAAUGGUGAGACAUUGGUGGCAACCAACAUAGUCUCUGGGUAGCCUUGAGUUCAUCUAGUCUGUAUGGUAUGCUCCAAGUAUAGUAGGUUCCAUUAAAAACACUAAAUACCAGACAAAAUUGUAUCAGAAGUUGUAUACCAUAGGUAGUUAAAUAAGAACCUGAAAAUAUUUGAUUCUCAACACAAUAAAAAUGCUUCCUUCGACACUGCAA
This is a messenger RNA of Gadus morhua (Atlantic cod), 1509 nucleotides long. It is a transcript of the gene pdgfrl, whose product is annotated as platelet-derived growth factor receptor-like. Bases 234 to 1340 code for a protein of 368 amino acids. The record is from RefSeq and is a predicted model, not a curated record. Lineage: Eukaryota; Metazoa; Chordata; Actinopteri; Gadiformes; Gadidae. The transcript is spliced from 6 exons.